Cephus cinctus (wheat stem sawfly) is the source of this 1563-nucleotide messenger RNA. RefSeq names its product S-phase kinase-associated protein 1 (gene SkpA). Gene Ontology annotation, biological process: SCF-dependent proteasomal ubiquitin-dependent protein catabolic process. Bases 175 to 666 code for a protein of 163 amino acids. Gene Ontology annotation, molecular function: cullin family protein binding. Gene Ontology annotation, cellular component: cytoplasm; nucleus. The record is from RefSeq and is a predicted model, not a curated record. Lineage: Eukaryota; Metazoa; Arthropoda; Insecta; Hymenoptera; Cephidae. The transcript is spliced from 3 exons.
UUCUCGUACAUCGUGAGAACAAUUUGUCGAGUAUUUCAUUCGGAAAGUACAUACAUAUUUAAUAAAGUAUUGUGCGAUCAUCAAUAUGCUGGAUGUUGUCCUAUUGAUAUUUCACGUGGAGAUAUGAUUUAGUAGAUUUAUCGACAGAACUGGCUUGAAAAAAAAAUUCGAAAAAUGAUGCCGAAUAUAAAACUGCAGAGCUCUGAUGGAGAGGUCUUCGAAGUUGAUGUUGACAUUGCGAAGUGCUCUGUCACCAUAAAAACAAUGCUUGAAGAUCUUGGUAUGGAUGAAGAUGAAGAGGAAGUGGUACCGCUACCCAAUGUUAAUUCAGCUAUCCUCCGUAAAGUAAUCCAAUGGGCUACCUAUCAUAAAGAUGAUCCUCCUCCAUCGGAAGAUGAUGAGACAAAAGAAAAACGUACAGAUGACAUCAGCUCUUGGGAUGCAGACUUUUUAAAGGUUGAUCAAGGAACGUUGUUUGAACUUAUUCUUGCUGCAAACUACCUGGAUAUUAAAGGACUCCUUGAUGUUACCUGUAAAACUGUAGCCAACAUGAUAAAGGGCAAGACGCCAGAAGAGAUCCGCAAGACUUUUAACAUAAAAAAUGACUUCACAGCUUCAGAAGAAGAGCAGGUGCGCAAGGAGAAUGAAUGGUGCGAGGAGAAGUAGCAUGAUCCAUAUGCUGUUUUUUUAAAUCUCUUAUUCUAAACCUUUUCAUUUGUCACAUACAAAUUUUGAUUUUCUGUGACCCACACCUCUGUUUAUUGAAGUGACGUAAAUGGAAAUGUCUCAAAUCUAAAAGGAAAUCUAACAAAAAUGUUUAGUAGCAGGUGUUACUGAUUGACCCUCUCUGAUUAUACAAUGUAUUUGAGCUGUUAUUCCCAGCAAAUUCAUUUAUGCUCCCAUUGUUAAGAUGCAUUGCUUUCAAGCUAGUCUCAUUAAUAUUCCCACCAUUGUCUGUUUAUUAUGGCUACAGUAAAUGCCAUUUUGCCCCUUGAAGGAAAUAUCUGUUAUAUCCUGGGUUGAUGAAAGAUUUAAAAUAUCCUUCGGAUAAGCUAUACUCUUUAAUCAAGAGACCCAAAUAAUAGCUAUUAACUAUAAUCAAUAGCUGUUCCUGUCCAAUAAACUACUGUACGCUGCAAGAAUUGUUUUUUUUCCUCUAUAUAAAUCAGAUUCAAUCUAUCUUUCACUUUUCAUUGAAGCAUUCAGCAAGUGUAACAUGGUCAAUUGCUUGCAUCCUAUGCAUCUGUAGUUCUGACUACAGUUAUGAACUCUACUCAAAUAUGAUAUGAAGAAUCUUUAUUGAUUUAGAGGCAGGCUCUUGAUAUGCAGCAAGCAUUUGCAUUUUCGAUUUAAAAUUAUUUUCGCAUAAACUUAUUAAAAAUUUUAGGUUGUACGUAGUCCUUAGAACGUAAUGGUAAUAUCUUUGAUAUAAAAUUGUAAGCUAAGACCUAAGGAAAAUAUUAAAUAAUAAUUAAUCUUAGUAAAUUCUUUUUGUGUUCUGUGUAAAAUCGGUUGCAGCUGUGAAUUACGUGUAUUGGAAAUAAAUAUUAAUUGAAAAAUGUA